Messenger RNA from Eriocheir sinensis (Chinese mitten crab), 4998 nucleotides. Its product is annotated as piwi-like protein Siwi. Gene Ontology annotation, cellular component: P granule. The transcript is spliced from 21 exons. The record is from RefSeq and is a predicted model, not a curated record. Gene Ontology annotation, molecular function: piRNA binding; protein binding. Bases 171 to 2897 code for a protein of 908 amino acids. NCBI's taxonomy places the organism in Eukaryota, Metazoa, Arthropoda, Malacostraca, Decapoda, Varunidae. Gene Ontology annotation, biological process: regulatory ncRNA-mediated gene silencing.
AAUGGAAUAUUAUACAGUGAAAGAGGAAAUUUUGGCAUAUGUUUGAAAUAUGAAUGCUUCGUCACGCCGUCGCCAUUUGCUACGGACGAGGCAGGGAGGGAGGACACACCGGAGGAAAAUCACCCUCUAAUUAAGGCGCAAGUCUUCCAGCGUGAGGACAAGCGAGCAGCAUGGAGCAGCAAGGCCGGGCACGGGGGCGGUCCAGGGGCAAGCAGCAGGGGGCCACCGAUGCCCCGAGUACCCCCAUGCAGUCCACGCCACACUCGCGCCCUAUUUCGGACCCAAGCCAGGUGGUGCAGCCGGGCCCUUCAGGAGUGCAGGGGCUGAAGGAGGAGCCCGCAGAGGGGGUGGGCCGUGCCAGGGGACGCAGCUCCAGGCUCAGGGAAGGCGACGAGGGGGGGCGAAAGGGCCCUCAGGAGAGCCGUGCAUCAUACCGCGGGCGGGAGAGGGUCGGGGAGGGCCGCCCCGCAACAGUGAAGCGUGCAGCUGAGGCCAUGGGGGCUAUGAAGCUUCAUGAGAGCAGCGAGGAGAGCGACGAGAAUGGCAACGGAAACGGUGGCAAUGGGGGCCAUUCGGUGGGACGCGGGACCAUGCGGGGGAAGAGGGACAUCAGCAGGAUUGUGUGGACCAAGCCGAGCACCGUCACUGUCAAGAAAGGGACUUCCGGCCAGAUGAUUCCCCUGUGCAGCAACCACUUCAACAUUCAGAGGAUGGAAGACAUGAAAACCUGCCUCUAUCACGUCUACUUCAGCCCUGAGGAGGACCGCACCCCAGUGAGGAAGAAGCUUAUGUCCCAGCACCGCAACGCUCUGGGCGCCUACAUCUUCGACGGCAUGAAGCUCUGCAUGUCUCACAAGCUGCCAUCAGAUGUGACGGAGCUGGUGUCCAAGCUGGAGGAGGCCGAUGGUGCAGUGUUCCAGCUGAAGCUCAAGUUCAUCAAGGAGGUGGACUUCCUGGACAGCGAGUACAUCCACAUCAUGAACAUUUUGAUGCGCCGAUGUAUGGAGCACCUCGGACUGCAGUUCCUCGGGAGAAAUUACUACAACCCCAAUGCUGAGAUCAGGGACGAGAGAUACAAGAUCGCCAUCUGGCCGGGAUACACCAGCACCAUCCGCCAGCAUGAGAACACACUGCUGCUGGGGGCGGACGUCUCCCACAAGUUCCUGCGCACGGAGACAGCCUACACCGUCAUGCUGAAGCGCGCCGCUAACCCGAAAGAGGCGGCCUUGAAGAACCUCCUCGGGGCUAUCGUGGUGACCAAGUACAACAACAAGACGUACAAGAUUGACGACAUUGCCUGGGACCUGAACCCUCUUUGCAAGUUCCCAUACAAGGGCAAGGAGAUCAGCUACAUGGAAUAUUACCAGAGCAAAUACCAGCUGAGGAUUAAGGACGUGAAGCAGCCCCUCAUGUUGUCCAAGCCCAAGAAGAAGGACCUGAGACGCGGCGCCGGGGACGUCUACCUCAUCCCUGAGCUCUGCAUCAUGACCGGCCUGACCGAGGAGAUGCGUUCCGACUUUAACAUGAUGAAGGAUCUGGCGGACUACCUGCGCACCGCCCCCGACAAGAGGGUCCACUCACUGAUGAGGCUGAACAGGGACCUCCUCGCUCAUGAAAAGGCCAAGGAGGAGAUGACUAACUGGGGCCUGCAGAUGUCCAACAAACUGGUGGAGCUGCAGGGCCGAGUCUUGCCCGAGGAGGCCAUUCUUCAGAGCGGCAAGACUGUCACGUACAACAGGGACUCAGCUGACUGGUCCAGGGAGAUCCGCUCGCUGCGCCUCAACGCUCCGAUCAGUGUGCAGCGUUGGGCCAUUGUGUUCCCGGCACGCCACAAGGAUAGCGCCCGGGAGCUGUGCACCACCCUGCAGCGCGUCGGGCCCCCCAUGGGCAUGCAGUUCGCCAACCCUCAAAUCCACUGCCUGCAGAGUGACAGUGCCCAGGAGUGCAUGGGCAGCCUGGGGCGCUGCACCGGCAUGCAGCUGGUGCUGGUGGUGCUCAACAGCAACAGGAUUGACUACUACAGCGCCGUCAAGCGCCAGCUGUCCAUCACCAUGGGCAUCCCCAGCCAGUGUGUCCUGAGCCGCACGCUGUUCAAGAAGCAGCGCCUCAUGUCCGUGGCCACCAAGAUCGCCAUUCAGAUCAACUGCAAGCUUGGAGGAGAGCCGUGGAGCGUGAACAUUCCCAUCAAGAACACGAUGGUGGUGGGUUAUGAUGCCUACCACGAGAAGGGUUCCCGCAGCGGGGCGUACGGCGCGGUGGUGUCCUCGCUCAACCAGAGCUGGUCGCGCUACCUCUCCCAGGCCGCCACCCACCACAACCACGAGGAACUCUCCAACAACUUUGCCCUGGGUGUCAAAAAUGCCCUACAGCGGUACAAGCAGGAGAAUGGGAUGCUGCCGAGCCGAAUCUUGGUGUACCGUGACGGCGUGGGUGAAGGGCAGAUCGAGUACGUCAAUGACCAUGAGGUGGCGGAGAUUCAGAAAUGCUUUGACCUGUACGAGACUAAGCCGGAGUUCGCCUUCAUCAUCGUCUCCAAGAAGAUCAACACCAGGUUCUUCUCGCGCUCCACUGGCAGGAUUGGCAACCCUCCCCCCGGCACUGUGGUGGAUGACGUCAUCACACUGCCGGAGAGGUACGACUUCUUCCUGGUGCCCCAAAGCACGAACGUGGGAACGGUCUCCCCCACGUCAUUCAACAUCAUCGCCGACACGACCGGCCUCAAGCCAGACCACAUGCAGCGCCUCGCCUUCAAGCUGACGCAUCUCUACUACAACUGGCAGGGAACCGUCCGUGUCCCGGCGCCGUGCAUGUAUGCCCACAAGAUGGCAUUCAUGAUGGGCCAGAUCGUCAACAAGGCACCGCACCCCAACCUCUCGGCCGCCCUCUGGUAUCUGUAAGGCUUCAGGUAUCUGCUUCUAGAGUCAGGGAGGGACAGGAGAUUGCCGUACAUUGAAGGUGCAAGAGUGUGUCCUUCAUCAGUGGUCAGUAGUGGCUUAGUGUAGUGAAGGAGACAUGCGGAGGUGGUUAAGACUCGGCCCUGUGUCGGGUAAAUCAGCUGAUGUAUCUGUAAGGUUUCAGAUAUCUGCUUCUAGUUAGGGAAGGACAGGAGAUUCCCAUACAUUGAAGGUGCAAGAGUGUGUCCUUCAUCUGUUGUCAGUAGUGCCUAAGUGUUGUGAAGGAGACAGGUGCAGAGGUGGUUAAGACUUGGCCCUGUGUUGGGUAAAUAAUGCACCUGGAUGAGAAGACUGACAGAGGCACUUAAACUUCAUAGUAUCUCCAGUAUGGUCGUCAUCAUCUUCAGUCAUUACUAGUCCGGUGCAAGGCAACGGCCUCUCCCUGGCUAAUGGAGACACCAGAGACCCGACCAUGCUGGAGGUUCCCUGUGAAGCCAAAAGUGCCUUUGUUCAGAGUGCAUUAUUAUUUAUGAACCCAACAAAGGGGUGGCUCUUGAAACAAGCUCUGCACGUGUUUGCUUUACUUCAUCGUGAUGGGAGUGGAGGAAGCUGCUAUUCAAGGGGACGGCUUCCUCUCCUUUCACACCUGUGUGCAGCCUUCCACACCAGCAGACCACCAGAGGUCCAAGGCUUGGCCCAGGGGGAUGCUGGUGUGGAGAUUAUUGUGUACCCAAGGAACUGCAUGCUUCCUUUGUGCAGUGUAAGGUUAAGUUCAUUAAGUUAUCAUGCAGUAUUAUGUCUGAUAAGGGAGAUAAGGCAGUGUCCUUGUGUUAUCUAUGAUAAUUAUCAUAGCAGGCUUGGUGGGGCCAGGCCAUGCCCUCAAUGUGCCACAACUGUGGCAGUCACAAAGGCCGGGCCAACCAACAGGCCCUUCAUGAACGCCUGCAAUCAGUCAAUAAGGGCAUAUGCCGGUGGGGGGGAGGAGAGGGGGUGUUGCCUCAUUCUACAACACCAAACCCGGGAUUCUCCCGGCAAGUCUCCAUGCAGAUCUCAUCCCCUGUUAUAGGCUGGAAAAAAAAUAUAAAAAAAUAAAUAAAGGAAACAAAAUAUACAAAAAAAUAUAUAUAAAGUAUCAAAUUACCUAAGUAAAAAUGCCUUGAAGGUCAUGAACAUUGAUGAACCUUUGCCCAGGCUAGGCAGUGAGUGCUGGUAACCUAACUUAGUUAUAAGUCUGAUCCUAGUGACAAGCAGUCACCCCAAGAGGCCCAGUGGUACAGUAUGCUGCAGCACUGGAUUGUACACGUUGGAUGUACUAACACUAGUCUGCUAAGGUUUGCCAUCAAAUUUAAUUCCUUGUGAGUUGUAAGGACGUGUCAUGCAUUUGUCAGUUAUUUUCUUUACCUGAACAUGUUAAUUACCAAUUUGAUUUGUGCAGCAAAGUGAAGUGUGACCUUGCCAUGGUGUGCGCUGACCUUAAGUGUAGCAAGAUGAUCAAAAUAAAUUCAAAUGAUUUCAUUGACUUCUUUAUCUUUCCACAGCUGUAUUAGAUAACAUUCUUGGUACAGUUUCCUCCUUAAAGAACAUAAUGGUGAGGGUGCAGAUAAGGGGUUUGAGGCAUUACAAAAAAUAUAUAUAUACAUUACCAUGCUAUUACAAUGUCAAGGAGAGAACUUGUCCUUUUAAUCAGCUCUGUGGUGAGUAUGAGGACAUGCAGUGCAACAACAAACUAUAUAACAAAGAAGGCAUAUAUUUACAUUAACAUUCUUGUGCUCAGGAAGGAAAUGGUCCCCUACUCUCAACACAGCAUGGAGUUUACGUUCCCUGUCAACACGAGGAAACAAAUGGUCCCUCUCUCACUUACGGAUGGAUAUUCAAACGUCGUAUUGGUAUCAUGCGGCUAGUGUUUGUCUUUUUACUAUCAAUAUUUGGGACGGAGAUAGUAGGAAGUAUUGGAUUUUCACUGGUAAGUCUGGUAAAUCAACAUCACACUCAGUAUAAAUAAGAAUCCACAAAACCAUUCUAUUCACAGCUCUGGCUAGUUGGCUUUGGGAUGGAGAUAGUAGGAAGUAUCGGAUUUUCACUGGUAAGUCUGGUAAAUCAACAU